AGCAAAUUUUAUUUAAACGACUCAAACAACUUCAAAAAACACUGGAUGAAUUGGACAUAGAAGGCAUAUACGAGUUAUUUUUGAAACAGCAAUCAACUUUAUAUGAACCAACAAUAGAAGAAUGGCAGUUAAUCAUGAAAGAACACGAACAGAGGAUUAAGAGUCCCGGCGCAUUAAAUUUAAAUAUGGAUGACGCACAAAUGCGACAACGAAUAUACGAGUUUUUGAUGUCAACUACUUUAAAAGAUUGUUCAAUAAUUUUCACGUUCCAGAAAUCUCAUUUUAACGAUGAAACAAGAGUUUCACGUGAUAUCAG
Molecule: messenger RNA, 316 nt
Organism: Racocetra persica
Lineage: Eukaryota; Fungi; Glomeromycota; Glomeromycetes; Diversisporales; Gigasporaceae
Source: the annotation of a GenBank genome assembly